Homalodisca vitripennis (glassy-winged sharpshooter) is the source of this 1005-nucleotide messenger RNA. RefSeq names its product ras-related protein Rab-7L1-like. Gene Ontology annotation, molecular function: GTP binding; GTPase activity. Bases 114 to 926 code for a protein of 270 amino acids. Lineage: Eukaryota; Metazoa; Arthropoda; Insecta; Hemiptera; Cicadellidae. The transcript has 6 exons. Gene Ontology annotation, cellular component: trans-Golgi network; vesicle; Golgi apparatus. Gene Ontology annotation, biological process: vesicle-mediated transport. The record is from RefSeq and is a predicted model, not a curated record.
GCCAGAGCCAGAGCCAGUAGACCUCAGUCGCUGCCACCGCGACCUCACCGCGACCUCGCCAUGCCUCGCACGUCCAAAUCCAAGUACAAGGCGACCACGGCAUCCCCGUCCAAAUGGAUCUGGAACAAAGGUUAGUGGUAAUGAGUGGGAAUGAAAAGCGUCAGCUGCUUUUCUGGCCGAGAGUAGAUGACGACCGUAGCAGCUGGGAGGACGCCCGCUCCUCUGAGGACAAGAGUGGCAGUGCGGACGAGGGAAGCGAGCCAGAGAGUGAUGCAUGUUACUAUCAGGCAGAGAACAGAAUAAAUGUUAUGCCAGAGAAAUUGUUCAAAGUGAUAGUAAUAGGAGAUCCAACAGUAGGCAAGACAUCAUUCGUGCAGCGCUACGUGCAGAAUACGUACAGGAAGGAUUAUAAAGGCACAGUCGGCGUUGAUUUUGCUCUCAAAAUCUUAAAACUAGGAGAGGGACAGACAGUUAAACUUCAGCUGUGGGAUAUUGCAGGUCAGGAAAGGUUCACGUGGAUGACUAGAGUAUACUAUAAAGACGCUCAUGGAUGUGUCAUCAUGUUCGACUUGACCAACAAAAAUUCUUUCGUCAACACUUUAAAGUGGAAACGGGACGUUGAUUCAAAAUGUACUUUGCCUGACGGAAGCCUAAUCCCUUGCAUGUUGCUUGCAAACAAGUGUGAUCUUCAAGCACAGAGGCAGGUUGAUCAGAUGGAAAUAGAGACUUUCUACAAACAGCACAACUUUAUUGGUUGGACAGAAACGUCUCCCAAGGAGGGCCUGAUGGUUAACGAUUCCAUGCGGUUCCUCGUGGAUGUAAUGAUGAAGCAAGAAGGCAGUCAGAACUACCAGUCCGGUGAUUCGCCAGACUACAUCGCACUAUCCGGCCCCGGGCCCCAGGCCAAGAGAUCCUGUUAUUGUUAACCUCGUACCUUAUAAUACGCCUCACGAUUCUCCUUGUAAAAUACAGUUGUUAUUCGUAGUUAAAGCGAUUCUCAUAGAA